Cladophialophora psammophila CBS 110553 is the source of this 462-nucleotide messenger RNA. RefSeq lists its product as uncharacterized. The transcript has a single exon. The record is from RefSeq and is a predicted model, not a curated record. NCBI's taxonomy places the organism in Eukaryota, Fungi, Ascomycota, Eurotiomycetes, Chaetothyriales, Herpotrichiellaceae. Bases 1 to 462 code for a protein of 153 amino acids.
AUGGCUUCCCAUCAACGCAGCAUUGCCAUUGCCUUUUUGGACACCUUCAAAGAUCUUGAUCUUGAGUCUAAUCUUGCUCUAAGGAGCCCUGAUUGCGCCCAUACUAUCGCUCCUGCAACGUUGAACUUCACUCCGUGCAUGUCGAACGAAAAAUGGGGAACCCACCUCUUGUCUUUGAAGAAGAAGAUUUCAGCACUUCCAGUCACUCCCAAAGAGAUAUUCGAAGGAGAUAACCUUGUCACCGUUUGGGCAACCAGCAAGGCGACGUUUCGCGAUGAAGGAAAAGAUGAGGACUUGACGGUGGACUGGAGCUAUGAGGGAGAAUACAUCUUUGUCUUCACCUUCAAUCAAGCUGGCAACAAAAUCCAGCACAUCCUUGAAUUUAUCGACAGCACAAAGGUUGAGAAGGUGCAAGUAUUACUCCAGCGAGCGGAGCAUAACCUGGCAGCAAAGACGGACUAG